ACCCUCACAUUGUGCUGCCGUGACGUGUAGUUAUUGAUACGCUAUCCAGAUUCUGUAGUGCUCCUACGCAGCCAAACCGAUCACCGACUUUCCCCGGAACCAAUAACAAAGGAUUGGAUACGUGCACCUCUUCUUGCUUCUCCCUCGUCUCCGGCCACCUGUGCGGAAGCAAGCGAUCAAUGGCCGAAAACGAAGUUCUGAUUGAAGUGGAAGCGGUCCAAGCAGUCUACGGCGACGAUUGUCUCGUUCUCCAUCAAUUCCCUCCCCAUCUUCAUGUCCACAUUAAGCCUCGAACUGCCGACGUCUCCUCUCAGCAGUUUGUGGAAGCAACUCUUGGGAUACAAGCAGGUCCUCAGCAAUCGAGGAAACCUGCUACGCACUUUUCUGGACCUUGACAUAAGUGAGUAUCCCAAGGAAACACCCUGUAUUUGUAUUAUAGAAUCUAAGGGUCUUGACGAAGAAAGACAAAGGCAACUUUUAACUUGCAUACAAGAUAAAGCGAUUGAACUCUCCUCCUGUUCAAUGCUUAUAGCACUUUGUGAGGAAGCAGUGGAGAGGCUCUCUCUUAUGAAUCAUCCUGAUGGAAAUUGUCCAUUGUGCUUGCAUCAUUUAGUUUUGGAUGAUGAUGAGGAUAACAUCUUGCCAUUUAUGAAGUUGAUGUCUUGUUUUCAUUGCUUUCAUAGUGAGUGCAUUAUUAGGUGGUGGCAAUGGCUGCAAAUGGAAAAAGUUACUGACUUUAGAAAUUCAAGUCCUGCAACUAUACAUCCUUCGAGAGAGAGAAAAAAUUCACAAGACGUCCCUGGAAUUAUGGAAGAGAAUGUGGGGAACUGUCCUGUCUGUCGUAAGGUUUUUGUAACCAAGGAUAUUGAACAUGUGCUUGAGUUGGUUGGUACUUGUGCCUCCAAAAUGAGUUCCUCAGGAAAUGAAGUCAGUGAUGAUGAGAAGCUCCUUCAGUCUGAUUCUGAGGUUUUCAGAAGACACAAAUUUGAGACCAUAUUAAGAUUACAGCAAGAAAACAGUGGCUUGAUUGAACCAAAGAGAAAUGAAGUCCUAAGGCCAGGUAUGUUUCUUCCAGAGUCAAAUACAGUACCUGUUACCACGUUGACUGGAGAGAAUCAUGAGCAGCAACACAGAGGCCCAACAGUUAGCUCAGAAACAAAUUUGCAUGGUUCCUCACAUAUGGCUGGCACCAGUGAGCAUAGGAACUCAGGCGCUAGAAAGCAUAGAGCGCGAUAUUCAAGAAAACCAGCUAGACAGUGGAUCAGGAAACAAAAUGGUACAGAAGAUUAAGCCUGAUAAACUGCUGGUUGGAGUUUUUGAUACCAAGUAGUUUAUUUUUGAAUGAAAAUGCUGUCCAAAUGGAAAAUAUCAAAAAGAAAAGAAAAGCAUAAUUUUACGUGUUUCUAUUCUGAGUUUGCUUUGUAGUUGUCGGGAUUUGGCUUAUGCAGGGGAUAUUUGAUGCCCCUCUGCUGUGAAUAAUAUGUAAAGCCAUUGGGUAUUCAGGUAUAAUAUUCAAAGUUCCAAUCAAAA
Messenger RNA from Malania oleifera, 1530 nucleotides. RefSeq lists its product as uncharacterized. Gene Ontology annotation, cellular component: nucleus. The record is from RefSeq and is a predicted model, not a curated record. Gene Ontology annotation, molecular function: ubiquitin protein ligase activity; protein binding. Bases 274 to 1290 code for a protein of 338 amino acids. NCBI's taxonomy places the organism in Eukaryota, Viridiplantae, Streptophyta, Magnoliopsida, Santalales, Ximeniaceae. The transcript has 8 exons. Gene Ontology annotation, biological process: protein ubiquitination.